AAAGGAAUUUCAAAAGUGACAGAAAUGAGUCAAACAUCCCUAAAACAGAAAAAAAAGAAUGAGGAUGGAAUGAGGUACUCAAAAGAGAGUCUAGAAGCACAGAAAAGCAAAGAGUCUGAGAAAUCUGGAGGAGUUCACCUCGGCACUCAGGGAUCACAAGAAUUAGCAGUGCCAAAGACAGACUCUCAAGGGUACCUUGAGAGAAAUCAAUGGUCCCGAACAUCUCGAAGCCCAUCCACCAGGGCUCCAUCCAUGGAUGAACCCAGAAGUAGGAACGCAAGUGUUAAGCUCCCUAACAGCUCGGCCACCUCCCGGACUUCGUCCGCCUCCCCGAGCCAGCACGAGCGCGACGUGCCGCAGCCGCUGUCGGCGCAGCCGUCCCCGCCGGUGCCGCGGGAGUCGCGGCCGCCCACGCCCCCGGAGCCCGAGCCCAGCCCCCGGCGCGGCAGCAAGCAGCAGGAGCCGCCCGCGGCGCUGCGGGAUCCCCGUCGAGCGGAAGACCGCGCCUGCAUGUCGGAGAACCAGCGGCGGGACGACGACGCCUGCUGCGCCUCGGGGAAGAUGCUGUACGAGAAGACGCCGAGCGGCUCGCGCCCCCGGCCGCCCCCCGCGCCCGAGCACGCCAUAACCGUGGCGCUCUCCUCGCGGGCCCUCUUCAGCAUGGUGGACGGCAGGAAAAUCUACGAGGAAGAGGGCCUGGAAAAGUACGUGGAACACCAGCUCGACAACGAAAACGUCGUCCUGACCCCCGGGCCCGCCUUCCGCUUUGUCAAGGCCCUGCAGCACGUCAACGCCAGGCUCUGUGAGCUGUACCCCGAUGAGCAGGAUUUAUUUGAUAUUGUGCUGAUGACUAAUAACCACGCCCAAGUGGGAGUGCGGCUUAUAAACAGCGUCAAUUACUAUGGCUUACUAAUUGACCGCUUCUGUCUGACUGGUGGAAAAAGCCCCAUUGGCUAUCUGAAGGCAUAUCUUACCAACUUGUAUCUUUCUGCGGAUUCUGAAAAAGUACAAGAAGCAAUACGAGAAGGGAUCGCCUCUGCAACAAUGUUUGAUGGAAACAAAGACAUGGCUUACUGUGACACGCAGCUCCGCGUGGCCUUUGAUGGGGAUGCCGUCCUCUUCUCGGACGAGUCGGAGCACAGCACCAAGGAGCAAGCGAUGGACAGAUGCUAUCAACACGAAGCACUAUUUGACAAUAAACUUCUUGCUCAGGGUCCCCUGAAAGACUUUCUGGAAAAUUUAGGCAGACUGCAAAAGAAGUUUUAUGCCAAAGACGAACGGUUACUCUGCCCUAUCAGGACCUACCUGGUGACGGCCAGGAGUGCAGCCAGCUCAGGCGCCCACGUGCUGAAAACCUUCCGCCGCUGGGGUCUGGAGAUAGACGAGGCUCUCUUCCUUGCCGGAGCCCCCAAAGGCCCCAUCUUGGUGAAGAUCCGGCCCCACAUCUUCUUUGAUGACCAGAUGUUCCACAUUGAAGGGCCACAGAAGUUCGGUGCCAUCACAGCUCAUGUACCUUAUGGUCAAAAACUCAUCCCUUAG
Messenger RNA from Choloepus didactylus (southern two-toed sloth), 1539 nucleotides. RefSeq names its product cytosolic 5'-nucleotidase 1B-like. Gene Ontology annotation, molecular function: magnesium ion binding; nucleotide binding; 5'-nucleotidase activity. Bases 25 to 1539 code for a protein of 504 amino acids. Gene Ontology annotation, biological process: nucleotide metabolic process; adenosine metabolic process. Gene Ontology annotation, cellular component: cytosol; cytoplasm. The record is from RefSeq and is a predicted model, not a curated record. The transcript has 10 exons. Lineage: Eukaryota; Metazoa; Chordata; Mammalia; Pilosa; Megalonychidae.